AAACCUGCGGCGCGUCGUUGUCUUGCGAGGGAAGCGCUGCGGACUUCCGACGUGCUCCUCCAGAAAAGGAUGGCCAGAAAAAGCGACGCGGGGGCCGGCCCCGUGGGGCUGCUGGGGCUGAGCGUGGGUCUCGCCCUCCUGCAGCUCCUCGGAGGGGGGGUCACCGCCGCGACGCUGAAGGGCAGCGCUUACCAGGGGCUGCUGGUCGCCAUUCACCCCUCCGUCCCCCAAGAGGCGAAAAUCGUCUCCAGCCUUAAGGUAAAAGAUGAAGGGAGGAGGCAACCGGCGCUGUUGCCAAUGGACCCUUCGCGCAUCUGGUGAUGGGAAGCGGACCCGAGGGGGAAGGGACCCGCAAGGUCAUCCAGUCCAACCCCCCGCCCCGACCCCGCAAUGCAGGCAUCGCAGCUAAGUCCUGAUGGCUCUGCCUGCCUACGAUUGUCAUUUUACCACUUUGGCAUCACGCACAUCUUCCGCGUUGCGGUUAUGUAUCGCCACCUGGAUUGCCUUUGCGCCUUGGUGCUUCAGAUUUUGCCUGCCCCUGCCCCUCUUAGUUUACCAGCGGGCACGACUGAAUACAUUGAAGAUGCUUCUAUUGUCUCCCUGUCUUUUCUGAACUCCGCACGAGUCUUCACUUGCAAGGGUGCAAAUAUUUUUUGUUUGCAAAACACAGCUCUAAUGCUAUAAAAAGGUGGCAGGUUGUCUGUGCCAAUUUCGCGACUAUCAAUGGUUUAAUGCGUUCAGGGGGAUUUUUCUAUGUGAAACCCACCAGUUGCACAACCCCCCCCCAAGGAGUUGGUCACGGUGCUCGUGGUGUCGCAUAGACCUCCCUUUGCGCCUUUACGCAAAAUGUACUCAUGCAUCUGUUCUUUCAAAUUCUGUUCCGUGGCUGCACGUCGAGGCAUCUUCCACAAACAUGUGGUGUUCCUGAACACAUUUGUUCCUCUGCGCCUUUUGCAAAGUAUUUUUCUCAUUUCCAUGCUCAGCAAGAGCUACAGCUACCCUCGUAUUGAUCAGAUCCAAAGCAUUCACGGAGGAAAGUGUGGAAUCCCAAGGAUGCUCGCUGUGAUCUGAAGGUGCACUUUGAAAGAACAAAGGUCGUUAGAUCCACUGCUUGCUUGUUUGAAUCCUUUCAUUCAGCUGGUAUUGGGGGGAGAAGUAUCUUCCUUCAUCUAUGUAAGGUGGUGUCACUGUCAACAGCUCUUAUUCUGCCUAAUGCUCCUUUAGCGAGUAUAUACCCCAGGCACUACAGAACGGCCCUGUUGGCUUCCGCUGAUGCUGACUUUGGGCGCAUAGUUCGUAAACGGGUACAGUACUUUAGUCUCAAUAAAUGCAGUUGGAACCUAAGACAGAAGGCAGCCUGCCUCUCCGAAGGAUGGCUGCUGCUCCUGACCAAGCAUUCAGUGCCGGAUUUACGUAUAAGCUAAACAAGCUAUAGCUUAGGGGCUCCCCCAGUUAGGUCUGUAAAUUACCAUAUAGCAUAAAUUCAACACAAAAAACUGUGACAAUUUGAUGUUGACAAAGGACAGCUGAAUAUAAAGGGCCCCAUUACCUUCAGUAAGGGAUGUGGGUGGCGCUGUGGGUUAAACCACAGAGCCUAGGACUUGCCGAUCAGAAGGUCAGCGGUUCGAAUCCCCACGACGGGGUGAGCUCCCAUUGCUCGGUCCCUGCUCCUGCCAACCUAGCAGUUCGAAAGCACGUCAAAGUGCAAGUAGAUAAAUGGAUACCGCUCUGGCGGGAAGGUAAACGGCAUUUCCAUGCGCUGCUCUGGUUCGCCAGAAGCGGCUUAGUCAUGCUGGCCACAUGACCCGGAAGCUGUACACCGGCUCCCUCGGCCAAUAAAGCGAGAUGAGCCCCGCAACCCCAGAGUCGGCCUAAUAGUCAGGGGUACCUUUACCUUUAUCUUCAGUAGCUUAGGGCCUCAUCAAACCUAAAUCUGGCCCUGGGGGCACUACUGACCUCCUUUUGCAUGCUCUAUCUCUAGGCAGAUCUGGCUGCUGUCCUAACCCUAGUUACCCCUAGGGCGACGAACCAUUUCUGCCUGUCAAAUAGCUGCCAGAAACUGAACGGUAAUCUUAAAUCCAGAUAUAUUUAAUAGUAAAGAAUAAUGUUUGGGAUCCUGAUCCCCUAUAGUUAUGGAUUUAAAAUCUGACAGUGUUCCCCCUCUUUUUUGCUGUACAUCUGCACUGGAUCUGGUCUCUGCUUCCAGCGGUCAGGAAUUAAGGGACUUUCUGUGCCAGACUUCACUGCAGCACACCCUGAAAAUUAUGAAGUUGCACCUCUUUCAGAAUUCACCGGAUCUUCUGGAUCUGGGUGAGAAAGGUCAUUGGAUAUACCUGCCCAGGGCUCUGCAAACUACGUGUUACUUCCCACAGCUUGUUCGUUCAGCUCCUACAACUUCCUGCUCCACUCCUCCCUCCUGGCUCCUUCCCUGAUGUAACUGGUUCCAGACAGGCAGGGACUUGCAACCCUACUUUCAAUUUCAGGAAGUCAUAGACUGUGAUCCUUGGAUGCUGAUAAAUCUAUUGCCAGUGAGAUGAGAAAUGCAAAGUUGUUCCCCCACAUAUCCCCUGUGCCCAUGGGAAUAGCCUCCUCCUAACUGGAGAAAUGGUGCUUUUAUGCCAAUCUCUUCUAGCAUUACUGUUUAGCAACUAUAGCAAGCCACAUAAAUAAAUAAAUAAAUAAAUAAAUAAAUUUAUUAUUUAUACUCCACCCAUAUGGCUGGGUUGCCCCAGCCACUCUGGGCGGCUACCAGAAAAAACACACACAAUCAAACAUCAAACAUUAAAAACUUAUCGAGACAGGGCUGACUUCAGAUGUCUUCUAAAAGUUGUGUAGUUCUUUAUCUCCUUGACAUCCUGAAGGGAAAGUGUUCCACAAGGAGGGCUCCACUGCUGAGAAAGGCCUCUCCUUGGUUCCCUGUAGCUUCAAUUCUUGCAGUGAGGCAACCACCAGAAAGCUCUCAGAGCUGGAUCUCAGUGUCCGGGCAGAACGAUGGGGGUGGAGACGCUCCUUCAGGUAUACAGGACCAAGGCCAUUUAGGGCUUUAAAGGUCAGCAUCAACACUUUGAAUUGUGCUUGGAAACAUACUGGGAGCCAAUGCAGAUCUCUCAGGACUGGUGUUAUGUGGUCUCGGUGGCCGCUCCCAGUCACCAGUCUAGCUGCCACAUUCUAGAUUAGUUGUAGUUUCCGAGUCACCUUCAAGGGUAGCCCCAUGUAGAGCACAUUGCAGUAGUCCAAGCGGGAGAUAACCAGAGCAUGCACCACUCUGGCGAGACAGUCUGCGGGCAGGCAGGGUCUCAGCCUGUGUACCAGAUGGAGCUGGUAGACAGCUGCUCUAGACACAGAAUUGACCUGCACCUUCAUGGACAGCUGUGAGUCCAAAAUGACUCCCAGGCUGCGCAUCUGGUCCAUCAGGGGCACAGUUACCCCAUUCAGGACCAGGCAGUCCCCCACAACUGCCUGCCCCCCUGCCCCCUCAAAACAGUACUUCUGUCUUGUCGGGAUUCAACCCCAAUCCAUUAUCCUCCAUCCAUCCUCCAACCGCCUCCAGACAAUGUGUCAAGGAAGGGCUGCGAAGAAGUAGUUAAGAAUGCAGUCCUGAACACACUAAGAAGUCAACCCCAUCAGAUCAAGUCCUCCUUUGGAGUAAACAUAUGCAUAGGACCACAUUGUACAGAAUGCUUCUAGAAUUAGCAAUAUUUAUUGUGAGGAGAACAGAUUUGUAUUUCCUCAGCUCAAGAAUGCGUGUGAGGUGAAUCCAAAUGUUUCAUGAUAAUGGCAAGCUUGGUUUGGAAAUCCCAUUGGAUUUCCUAGUAGAAUGGACUUGCCAUAUCAACACUGUGGUGCUUGAACCCUUCUAUUAAGAUGGUGGAUUUAAGGAGUGGCCUGGAGAGGUCUAGUUUUAAUGGGAGUGAACUUGCCGCAACAGAAGCCGGUUGUUUUUGCUGCUUCAGCCCAUGUUUACAGUUGUGAAAUUAUGAAGGCAAUUAUAAUUGCCCAGACAAGCUGUGUGUAGUGUGUAUUUCGAAUCUGGCUUCACGCACGCUGCAUGAAAGCUACUGCUUUGAAAGCGUUGUGAAAUUGAUAAAAUAGUCCUUGUGUCCUGGCUCUCUGUGGCAGAAUUUCUAUGCAGUUUGAAGCACAAAAGCUUCACCUUUAGCUAUGAGGAUGGGGGGAAAAGGUUUGCCACUUUUCAGUUAUCAUAAAAUGUUUUCAUAAGCAGCAAAGCAUUUCAGGAAUGCACAUAUCACUACCAAGCCAUUUUCUGGCAUUUCUUCUGUCUCCCUCAGCCCUGCAGCUGCUUAUUAUGGGUUGUUUUAGUCUGUGUUCUCUGUACACUCCUUGCACUUCCAGCGCUGGGACUUUUUAUCAUCCAACGUGUGCUAUUUAUCCCGUACUUUGUUAUAAAAUACUGCCAUUUAAUAUGUUGUUUCGCAAACCAUCUUCAUGCCAUUUGGGGUCUUUAAACCAUUCCUAACUUCAGGACCUCUUUUUUUAGAAAAAUAGAACUGAAUAGGACAAAUUAUUAAUUAAAAAUUUCUGGGUUAACAUAAUCUUCACUAUUUCUCAAAUCAAUGACCCUCCCCCCUCCUCCGAAGCUUCAUUCCAGUCUGACUGGAUGAUUGCAUAGUGAUUUAUGAGUUUACACUUUUCUCCUUGCAUGAACUAAUGAUUCUCGCUAAUCCACUUUCCUAUCCUUUCGUUCUCUUAUUAGGAAAUGAUUACUGAAGCUUCCUUCUACUUGUUCAAUGCUACACAAGGAAGGGUUCAUUUUGGGAGUGUCAAAAUUUUAAUACCUGCAACAUGGGAAAGAAACGAUUACGCAAAGCCAACGCAAGAGGCGUACACAAAGGUACGAAUUAAGGGCAGCGACCUGGGCCUGCUAUUCCUCAUUUCUUCCAUCCAUCUGCCUCCAAUUAAAAUAGUUGCUGAACACAGUAAAGGUAAAAGGUAAAGAUAAAGGACCCCUGGACAGUUAAGUUCAGUCAAAGGCGACUAUGGGGUGCAGCGCUCAUCUCGUUUCAGUACUAAAUGGUAAUGCCUUUGGAUGCUCUGUUAGUAGGGCUUUUUUAAAAAUGUAAACGUUAGUUGGAUCCAAAAUUCCCAAGAUUGUUCUGAUCCUAAUAGAUGCUGGUUUGCUACAGGCAUGCAUAUAAUACAUGUACUUUUUUGUUUGGCUAAGCAUAUCCAGAUACAGUAUGUAUAAACUUGACCUGUGCUUUAAUCUGGUUUUUAGUUUAUCAUUGAUUUUAAUUUUGUUCUAAACAGUUGCAUUUUUACUGUUUUUGCUGAUUAUCUCAUUGUUUUAUUCUUCUCCGUAAACCGCUUUGAGGCUUUUUACAAUCAAGUGGUAUAUAAAUUUUAUUAAUUGAAUGAAUAGCAUAUCCCGUCCUAUGAAUUUAUUUGCUUGCAUAGUGAGUGAAUCUCAAAGCCACCUUAUUUGUGUGUGGGGGGGGUACAUAAUGUGUAAAAUCAUUUCAAGAUUUGCUCAGAACAAAUAUUGUACACUCCAUUGCUAAUAGAGCAAAGAGCAGGUUAUUUCUGAUCAUGUGGUAAGUACAGCUAAUACAAUACAGUGGUACCUUGGGUUACAGACACUUCAGGUUACAGACGCUUCAUGUUACAGACUCCGCUAACCCAGAAAUAGUACCUUGGGUUAAGAACUUUGCUUCAGGAUGAGAACAGAAAUCGUGCUGCAGUGGCACGGCGACAGCGGGAGGCCCUAUUAGCUAAAGUGGUACCUCAGGUUAAGAACAGUUUCAGGUUAAGAACAGACCUCCAGAACGAAUUCAGUUCUUAACCCGAAGUACCACUGUAGUUAUCUACUGCCCACACCCACAGUGCAUUUGUGUGCCUCUUCAUACAUUCCAGGUUUUAUUUUUUAUUUUUUUAAUGAUAUUUAUUAAAAUUUCAAAAAAUACAAGAAUUAUACAAAAACAAAAAGUAAAAAUACAAGAAAAUAUAACAAAGAAAUGAAAAAUAAAAAGAAACAUACAAAAUAAGAACAGUUAAAAACACAUUAAUUUUCCAUAGCAUAUCUUCCUUACACUUAUUUCCCCGGACCUCCUCAUACCUCCCUUUUUUGUAUUCCAGUUCAGUUUGUUAGUUCAGCAAAUCCUUACCAUUAAGCUUUUACCCAUUUGUGAACCUUUUUUUCGUAUCUCUUAAAGCAUUACAGCUGGAAACCACUUAGUUUCUAUCCAACAUCCUUCUAAGAUUCAUUAAUUUUACAAUAUUUCUGUAAGUAGUCUUUAAAUUUCUUCCAGUCUUCUUUCACCGACUCUUCUCCCUGGUCUCGGAUUCUGCCAGUCAUUUCUGCCAAUUCCAUGUAGUCAAUCACCUUCAUCUGCCAUUCUUCCAGAGUGGGUAGAUCUUGUGUCUUCCAAUACUUUGCGAUGAGUAUUCUUGCUGCUGUUGUAGCAUACAUAAAAAAAAGUUCUGUCCUUCUUUGGCACCAAUUGGCCGACAAUGCCCAGAAGAAAGGCCUCUGGUUUCUUCAGGAAGGUAUAUUUAAAUACCUUUUUCAAUUCAUUAUAAAUAAUUUCCCAGAAAGCCUUAAUCUUUGGGCACGUCCACCAAAGGUGAAAGAAUGUACCUUCAGUUUCUUUACAUUUCCAGCAUUUAUUAUCGGGCAAAUGAUAGAUUUUUGCAAGCUUGACUGGGGUCAUUUUCAUAAUAUUCUCUCUUAAGGCAUUACAUGCCGUAAACUUCAUACCUGUGGUCCAUAACUGUUCCCAGUCAGCAAACAUAAUAUUAUGUCCAACAUCUUGUGCCCAUUUAAUCAUAGCAGAUUUCACCGUUUCAUCCUGAGUAUUCCAUUUCAACAGCAAGUUAUACAUUCUUGACAGAUUCUUAGUUUUGGGUUCUAGCAGUUCUGUUUCUAAUUUUGACUUUUCCACCUUGUUACCGGAAAAAUCCGAGGGCUCCCUUGGACAAAAACAAAGACACCAACCAGGAUAACUUGGAGCAAAACAGCAGCCUGUAGGCUUGGCCUUUAUUGAAGAAAAGACUGUUGCAACAGGGUGUUCCCCUCACUUGCAGGAGAGAGGAAAGACCCAGAAAGAUGGUGUGCAAGACCUUAUAAAAACUUUUGAAAUUCCCUCCUCUAGGUCAAGCCCACCCCCAGAAACAUCAUGCAUACAUUACAGAAAGGAGGGGUUGACAUCAUGCAUACAUUACAGAAAGGAGGGGUUGAGGGAGGAGUUGUGGUGGUAACCUGAGUGUCCUGUCACCUGGCUGGUUCCUCCUUUCCCCGGCCCAUGAGUCACUUCCAGGAGACAAAGGGAGUUGGCAGUUUCCUGCCCCCAGAGGGAAGAUCUGAUCAUUGUCCUUUGUUUCAGUCCAUGCUGAAUCCACUCCCAUAUGCAAGUUCUUUGUGAUCUUGAUGGUCUUCUGUCUAGGACCAUCAGGGUUGGCAUAGCAACUGGGCAGGGCUCCGGUGGAUGUGCUGGGAUGGUGAAGGGAUUAUGGCUGACCAGAACCAGGCCACCCCCCUUUGAUAGUCCUUGUCAUAUGGAGUAAAAUAAAAAUGGAACAGUGCAAAUCCAAUGUAUGGUUGAUUUUUCUAUGAAUUUAUAACAGAAGUGUGGCAUAUGUGGUGUGUGAGUGUGAGUGUGUGAAGUUUGUACAAACUGAAUGAUUGGGGUGGGGGGGUUCCUGCUACAACCUGGAAGCCAAUUUUCUCCUCUAAGCCAGUUGUUAUUGUAACAAUGUCCAGCUUCCUCUAGGGGGACACAGUAACAGCCAGAACUUGCAACUUUUGAGAACAAAGAUAGUCUUUAUAAGUCCCCCAAUUCACUUUAAAAGCAACAGUCUCAGUGCACUUAAACAGUUACUUUCAAGCCAAAAGAAGUCCAGAAACACUGUAUCCCUUUUGCAGAAUUAGCUGUCAAAAAUAAGCUUUCCACUGCGCGACCCUUAUCUCAAGGCAGUCCGUUCCAGGUUUUAAACAAUAAAUUUUAGCUUCCUUUUCCCCUUCUUUUUUGCAGGUAAAUUCAGCUCAGUCUUUUCCCCCUCCUCUCCUGCAGUCCGGAGGGGGGGCCACUUUCCAGAUGUUAAGAUUUAGCUCUUUUUUCAAGCAACUUUCAAUGUUUCCACUUUAGAGUCUCUUUGCUUUGAUCUAUUUACAAUGAAAGGAAGGCAGACUUCCUGGUUGUACCUUCCCGCUCAGUGCCAAAUUAGACGUUUGUUUGUUUUUUUCCCUUUUAGAUCCAAUUUAAUCCUACUCACGGGUAGUUGUUUUCAAAGUCCAAUUGUCCCAGGAAAAAGGCAGCACUCUCCGGUAACAGCUUCGCGGCUUCGCUCCACGGAAGAAGCAAUUAGCUCACAGCACAACGCCACCCCCGCUCCGCUCUGGAGCCCGUUGCCGAGCUCCUUUUGCAAUUGGGGGGGGCGCAAAUGGUGCCCGCUGAGUCCCACGGUCACAGGCUUCACCCGCCUGUGAUUUUUGGAGGGUCCCUGCUGCGCCGUAGCGGUACAGACCCAAUUUCCGUAGAGCCAGUUCCCUCCGAAUCAGAGGGAAGCAGCCAUUACCGAUGGCGCCACCCCGGAAGUCCCAUACAUUCCGGGUUUUAAAUGUGCUGUGUUGAUGCUAUCAUUAAUCAGGGGAGCCAACUUGGGUUAUGGGUGCCCAGUGUGUGUGACGUCAUGACGUCAUGCACACCCCUUGCCCUCAGAACCUGACUUCCAGUGGCACCUCUGAGGCCUCAGAGAUGCUGUCUGAGGCCUUGCAAAACCUCAGAGGUUGUGGGGGGCCCUGUUGUGUGGGUGCUGAGCACCCACAACAACAUUUUUGUGGGUCCCCAGGUCCCCAAAGCCCCCUAUAGUUGGCGCCCCUGUCAUUAAUUAACAAGCAGUAGGACUUACCGUAUGUUGAGACUUCAUUCCUCUUCACGUUUCUCUGGGAGUAAACUCCAUUGAACUGACUGGGUCUAUUUUUGAGUAGGCAUGCAUAAGAUUUCACUGUCAAGUGCAAUCUUCAUAGUAUGACUAAAAAGGGUGCUGUUUAGUACUUUUGCAGUUCAAAAACAUGUUUACUGUAUUCCAGUGUGUCUCUUCUGGGUGGGUGGGGGUGGAGAGUAUUAUGAAAUCUGACUUAUGACAUGUAAGUAAUUGUAGGACUAAACUCCUGCUUUUGUCAGUAAUUAAUAAUAAGCGUACCUAUUCAAAACCAGCUCAUUAAACAAAACUUUCAUUUUAGGCAGAUGUCAUUGUUGCUCCUCCUUAUUGGAAACAUGGACACGAUCCAUACACAUUGCAAUAUGGAGGGUGUGGAGAAAAGGGAAAAUACAUACAUUUCACCUCUGACUUCCUGGUAAAUAAUGAUUCGAUUGGAAUCUAUGGACCACAUGGUAAAUCCUAAACAAAUAAUUAUUACCUUUCUUCUUCUGUUACCUUUUGUGUUUCAAAAAAGUACAAUUUUAAAAUCUCACAUCUGCAUCGUAAUCAACAAAGAAUAUCUUUAAUAAUUAACAGUAACGGUGUCUUCAUACGUGACUCUUUUUAGUUUUUAAUAAACGUUUAUCACACUGUAAAGUUUAUAUAUAUAUAUAUUUAUACAUAUAUUGCAUACCAUAUGCCAUUGUGAUAAAUCCACCUAUAGUUAACAUUCAGUAUAAACACAAGGGAACUGGUCCUUCCAAAAAAACUCAUAACAUUUUCAAAACAGAAAUUAAGUACUGGUUGUUGAAUCUUGAAACCAGAAGCCUCACAUUUGAAUUGGGACAUAGAGUAUCAUAUUACUACAUAUUACUUUUCAGAUAAUGGGGGAAAAUAAUUGAUUAAAAGCAGUGGUUUUGUAAAAAGGAAAUUUAUUAAAUGGCAUGCUCUGUUUGCUAGAGGAAAUUUCAAAUAUUUUCCUGGCACCACAGCAAUCGAGAGAUAACACAAUGUCUCGAUUGCUGUGGUGCUAGGAAAAUAUUUGAAAUUCUCCAAAUAUUCUCUUGCGAUAAAGGCACUGACAAAGUUGGGAAGGUGUCAACUUCUGAAAAUUGGCACAAACUGGUGCCAUUGGCAGCCUUAAGACACUUGGACAGGUGCAUUUCGUAAGCUGCAAUAGGUAUCCUAACUGGGCUGGGGCUUUCACUGCAAUCGAUACCCAGGAAAAGAAUGGCUGUUUAAGGGUCUCCAGACCAGAUUUGUGUUUGGGAAGCUUGCAGAUCCAGCUUUUGGGGCAGGCUCAACCAGUUACGGUAGCCUUUCUCAACCUGUGGGUCCUCAGAUGUUGUUGGACUACAACUUCCAUCAACCUUAGUUAGCAAGGCCAGAGCUCAGGGAUGAUGGGAGUUGUAGUCCAACAUCAUCUGGGGACCCACAGAUUGAGAACCGCUGAGUUAGGGUGUCAGUACAGGAACUUGAACUCUUCCUGUCUUACAAGUCAAACACACAAAUCCCCUUUGCUGCAACACUACCUGCUCUGUAGCGUUUGCUGCUAUGGGACUAUGUUAGAUUACUACCAAAUGUCACAAUGCAAUUUCCGUGCUUUUAUCUAUACAGGCAGGCUUUUCGUCCAUGAGUGGGCCCAUCUUCGGUGGGGGGUAUUUGAUGAAUAUGACAGUGAAAAGCCUUUCUACAUAUCGAGUCAAAACCAGGUGAAAGCCACCAGGUAAAAUUUGUGUAUGUGCAGGUGGGUUCAAACUAAACAACUCUGUAUAUAGUUUGCAAAAAAAACACAUUAUCAAUAAUGUGCGGCAUUUCAACACCUUCUGUUACAUGGAAUCUUAAAUAAUAUCUACAAUGCCAAAAUAAUAAUGACAUGUGCCAUUCAGUAUCUCAGCCAAACAGUUCGUAUAUUCCUGAAUUAAGUCCAUGAGAGCGAUUCCCUCUGUAUAUACUUGUGAUGGUGCGACCCUGACAACGAGAUGCCUGGAUUUCAGUCUCUGUUUCGUGAAUCUUCUUCUGGUCGGCCCAAAAAGGAGCUCUGAAUUGUACAUAACGAGCUUGUAAUAACUUCAUUCAAUACAAACCAUAAACAAGGACAAGAAUUGUGGGCGUAAGACAACUCGCUUACAUACCGGUAUAAUGGCAAUUCAGUGCUCCACCAAAUAAAUCGCCUCUAACUGUGCUCCUUUUUGUAAAGACUGAUGCAGCUGCAGCCACAGGUGUGCUUUUUUCAGAAUAAAAAUUACCUGCUUUGUGUUUCUUUAAAGGUUUUAAAUGUUUGUUUUCUUUUGCACUCACACUCCCUUGGGGAGCACAAUAUGUUGUUGAGAGCCAGUGUGGUGUAGUGGUUAAGAGUGGUAGUCUCGUAAUCUGGGGAACCGGGUUCGUGUCUCCGCUCCUCCACAUGCAGCUGCUGGGUGACCUUGGGCCAGUCACACUUCUCUGAAGUCUCUCAGCCUCACUCACCUCACAGAGUGUUUGUUGUGAGGGAGGAAGGGAAAGGAGAAUGUUAGCCGCUUUGAGACUCCUUAAAGGGAGUGAAAGGCGGGAUAUCAAAUCCAAACUCCUCCUCCUCCUCCUCCUCUUCUUCUUCUUCUUCCUCUUCAUGUCCUGAUUGCCUUGUGCCUAUUCCUAGGUGUUCUUCUGACCUAACGGGAAUUUAUGUCUGCGAGAAAGAAUCCUGCACUGAAGGCACCUGUGUCAUUGACCAGGCAACAGGACUCUUAAAAGAAGGGUGCACUUUUAUACACGACAAGGAGCAAAAUGCAUCAUCUUCCAUAAUGUACAUGCAAAGCUUAUCUUCUGUAAGUACAGUUCAAGAGAGAUCGUACAUGACGUUUCCUGUACUUCAGGGAUGGGGAAACUGUGGCUGAACUGCAUCUCCCACAUCUCUGACCAUUGGGCAUGCUGGCUGGGGGUGGCUGGAGUCCAGCAGCAUCUGAAGGAUCAGUGCCUGAAGGUUGCAUGUAGAAAAGGGGGCUUACCAUAUUUUUCGCUCUAUAAGACGCACCAGACCACAAGACGCACCUAGUUGUUGGAGGAGGAAAACAAGAAGAAAAAUAUUCUGAAUCUCAGAAGCCAGAACAGCAAGAGGAAUCGCUACGCAGUGAAAGCAGCAAUCCCUCUUGCUGUUCUGGCUUCUGGGAUAGCUGUGCAGCCUGCAUUCGCUCCAUAAGAUGCACACACAUUUCCCCUUACUUUUUAGGAGGGAAAAAGUGAGUCUUAUAGAGCAAAAAAUAUGGUAUAUCUUCCCAGGUGUUUAGGUGAUGAUCUUGAAUGUAUUGCUCAUAAAGCCACUACCGCACUAAGAUGGAGGUGGGGUUGCAGGCUUCACGGUACCUCCACGCGCGCAGCGGCCCCGUGUGAUUGGAGGGGAUUCCCGGCUGUGUCACUCCCUAGCCAGCCAAUCAGCUGGCUGGGGGGUGGGGCCUGCCCUAUAAAGGCAGGACACGGCUGGGGAUCUCCCUCUUUGCUGCCUGCCAGCUGUUCCUGCUUUUUCCCCACCCUCCCACCCUAUAAGGUUUUCUUUCUGACCUUGCUAUGGACCUUGGUUAGUCGCCGUUGAGGGGCCAAGUAGGAAUUUUUCCACUUGGCAAAUUGGCACCAGCCACUUGGUUUUCACCUACCUCAUAGCAAAUCGUCACAACUUCCUGGGUAUUCUGGGUAAUCUGUUUCUGUCAUUCGCAAUUGUUCGUUUCCAGAAGAAGAUGGGAUGGAAACAGCACUCUUGGAGCUGGAAGCCUUUCUCUCUAAGACCUUGUGUGUGUGGAAUUUCUGUAGUUACUAAUGGAGAUGCUUUCUGCAAGUGUUUCACACAAUCAUAGAAUUGUAGAGAUGGAAGGGACCCAAGGGUCAUCUAGUCCAACGCCCUGUGAUGCAGGAAUCUCAACUAAAGCAUCCCUGAAAGAUGGCCAUCCAACCUCUGCUUAAAAACCUCCAAAGAAGGAGAGUCUAAACAGCAUUCUCAGAGAACAACCUCCCAAGGGAGUAAGUUCCCCCAUCAAACAGCUCUUACUGUCAGAAAGUUAUUCCUAAUGUUUGGUUGGAAUCUCCUUCCUUGUAACUUAAAGCCAUUGGUUCGAGUCCUACCCUCCAGAGCAGGAGAAAACAAGCUUGCUCCAUCUUCCACGUGACAGCCCUUGAGAUAGCUGAAGAUGGCAAUCAUAUCUCCUCUCAGUCUCCUCUUUACCCAGGCUAAACAUACCCAGCUCCUUCAACCGUUCCUCAUAAGGCUCAGUUUCCAGAUCCUUGAUUAUCUUGGGUGCCCUCCUCUGUACACGUUCCAGCUUGUCAAUAUCCAUCUUAAAUUGUGGUGCCCAGAACUGUCUUGCUGUUUUCUGUUUUCAGGUGUUUGAAUUCUGUGACUCAAGCAACCAUAACGCUGAAGCUCUCAAUGCCCAGAACAGGAUGUGCAGUUACAAGAGCACAUGGGAAGUCAUCAUGAGCUCUGAUGACUUUAAAUCCGAUAUUCCUCUGACCAGCAAAAACAGUCCUUUGCCCCCAACCUUCUCACUUUUACAAGCAACAGACAGAGUGAUCUGUUUAGUCUUGGAUUUUUCCAGCAGCAUGGAUGAGGUAAAGUCUUACUCUUUGAGGCAAAAAUGAACACCUGCUCUGAAAUUGAAAUUCUUUUGCUUUUGUUUUCAAAAAUGCUAUCGAUUAUAGAGUUUAUUAAAGAUCACCGACGUCAGGUAAGUGCCGGAGAAUAAAAAAAAAGUUGUUAUUAAAAAAAUUUUGUAUUACAAAACAAACACAAACAGGGAAAGGCACAUCUAUCGUCUCCACUUUCAAUUCAUGGUCUUUUUCACAGUUCAUUUACGUUUAGUGAGAGAUACUUUUGUCACAGACAUCUUGUGGUUGGGGAGAGAGAUGGGGCUAUUGUUCUUCCAUUCUAUCCUAAUCUCUAGCAUUAUCAAGAAGAAGAAUAAACUUUUAAUGAUACCUCUUUCUCCACCCCCACCCCCCAAGACAGCCUUCUGUUUGGAGAGCCACAUGCAAAUUUUCUGGUUGUAGGAGAAUUCUUGAACAGGCAGUAUACCCUGCCUGAUAUUGUGUCCGUGAAAACAUGUUGCAUUAUUAUUUGUGGGUGAAUGAAUAACAGGUGAUAUUUUACCUCCUACAGAACAAUCGAAUCAUUCGGAUGCGUCAGGCAGUAGAAGUGUAUCUACUGCAAAUUGUGGAAGAGAACUCCUACAUUGGGGUUGUCACAUUCAGUGAAGGAGGAGAAGUAAAAUCUCAGAUCCGGCAAAUAACGAGUGCUGAUAUACGGAAGCAGCUUGCCUCCGACUUGCCAGUUGCUACAUACGGCGACAGAGCAAAUGUUUGCAUGGGUUUACAGCUGGCGCUGCAGGCGAGUCCUAUUUAUUAUUGCCUCUCUUGCCGCAUUUCGGCUCAUAGGAACAUUUUGGUUUUUGGUGCAGGAACCGGAACUAUUCUUGCAGGGCAAUUGUGUAGUCACCCAGUGUUUUUGAACAGAACUUCCAAAUGCAAUUGAAAAGAAAAGACUUUGGAAAGGUCCUCUAUCUAGCUAACAAGAGACAGCAAAUCGGGAUACAGAAGGAAAAAUAGAAUACUUAAAACGGAAUAACAACAAACCGAAAUGAGCUCCACGUUAAGUGUUCAGACUCAUAAUCCUUGUUUAGGUUGCAGUCUUUUAUGCACGGAACUUAAUAAGAUGCACCUGGUCUUCAUAGGACUUACUUUCUGGGUUGACAUGCACUUCCAUAAAAGCUCAGCAAGGGAGUAGACAGCAUGCAAAAUUGCAACAAAAUAAACAAGAACAUAGAAGAUCUUGCUGGGUGACUCAUUUAAUCCUGCAUUCUGUUCUCACAGAUGCCUGUGGGAAGCUUACAAACAGGACUUGAGCAAUAACAGCACAAUAAAACCACCCGCAAAAAACACACAACAACAUAGGUUGAUGAGGGUGAAGUUCUGUACCUACAAUAAUAAACUGGCUCUCACUCAGCAUCUGCUAUGUCAGAAGUAGGUUGACUUUAGGCUCAAAGAUUUCCUCCCCUAAAAACCUGAGGUCUGGCAUCCAGAGCUAGGGCAAAACAGUGGCUUGAGUCAAUUGUGUCCUAUUGUUAAAUAAGUCUUGUUUUGCAGAUUAGGAAUACUAAGACUGAGAUAAAUAAGUGAUGGGCAUAAGGCUAGACAUGGCAGAUAUUAUUAUUAUUAUUUAUUUAUUUCAUAGUUAUUUUUUAGAUUUGCUUCCUCCCUUGCUCCCAUUGCUGAUGUCCUCAACAUUUAUAAAUUCCACAAAACUCUUACUAUUUAACAAUUAAACAAUUCCACAAAACCCUUACUAUUUAACAAUUAAAACCAUCAAAGAAAUGGAUGCUUUUCAUUGCCUUAUUUUUCUCAAAAGUUGUCAGUAUACAAAUCUUUGGAAAUACAUGACUUUAGUCCUGUGGAUAUGAAUCACAGCAAUAUAGUGAAGUAUUAAGGAGUCUCUUAACUUGUGACAUUUUCUUUGCCAAGAUAAUUUACUGAGUGUCCUUCAUAUUCAUGGUUAAUUAUUUGCUUCCAGGUAAUUAAAAAACAUGACGAAAGUGUUUCUGGUUCUGAAAUCAUCUUAUUGACCAGUGGAGACGACAGUUCACUCAGCAAGUGUUUCUCUGAUGUCAUUGACGCUGGCUUAAUCGUUCAUACCAUUGCUCUGGGGCAUUCUGUCUCCCAAGAACUGGAACAACUGGGCAAAAUGACAGGUAAGACUGUCUGUUUUAGCAAUAGCAAACACCCUUUGUGGUUUUUGCUCAUAAAACAAACAAGAAUAUUUCAAAGGAAAAUUCAGUGUGAGCCAACGUCUGGACAGCUCCAUUAAUCUCUGAAAUAAUAACCUUGUCAAAUGAAGUUAAUUUUUUAUUCACCUUUUAAGAUUUCUCCUUGUACUCUCUUUUUCAGGGGGGCUGAGUUUUUUUGUCACUGAUAGACAAGAUUCAAAUAGCCUAAUAGACGUAUUCAGCGCCAUUGUAGCAAGUGAUGGAGAUACCAGCCACCAGCCUGUCCAGGUCUGUUCAUGUAGAUACUGUAUAUCUUGCUAUAAGGAAGGCUGUUUUACUUAAUAAAGCGAAUACAUUUUAAUAGGAGGCAUGGAGAAAGCAUUUCUGGAGCCAACACAUUCAUAAUCUGUUAUUUUAGAGCAUUAUUUUAGUUUGAUAAAAUAGAACGGGUGCCCCUUAUAUCUCAUACUGUAGCUCUAGACUUUUAUCUCAAAUUUUGUAUUAUUUGAAUUUGAUAUGACUGCUUGGACAACAAUUAGUCAAUUGAGGGCAUAUUGGGAAGAAGAAGGCAGAUGUAAUAAAAAAAAGAGAGAGAGUCUUAGAACCAUAGAUUUGGAAGCAGCCACAAAGAUCAUUCUGUCCAAAUCUUUUAUCCAACAUGGGACUUGAACGCAAGGCCCUGAGAUUAAGAGUCUCAUGCUUUACUGAUGGAGCUAUCCCUCAGGUAUGCAUGCAGUCAGUUGCACUGUGAGCUUAAUUUUCUCAGGCUGUACAGUUUGAAUGGCAUUGUGGCAUUACAAGCAAUUGAUCGCUCAUUCAGCUCUCAGUAUUGCCUCUGUCUAUGUUUCAGGUGGGAUGCGUAUCUUUUUUGGGGUGUGUGUGGAUGAAUUAAAGCAGUAUACAUACAAUUUAUGCAUUUAUCUAUUCAUCACCACAUUAAAAAAAAAAAGUAACAACACCCAGAACAAAAAAAAUUUUUUUUUGAAAAUUGAGGGAGAAGGAAGUUUCUUUGCGAUAACCAUCUUUCCCAGGCCCACCAAUCCAAAGGUACCUUCUACUUGAAGCAUAAAAACUACUUUAAGCAUAGAAAACACAAUGAAAGCAUUCCAGAGUCACACCCACUGCUCUAAAAGGGUUACACCUCCCUUUCCUCUCAGUUCACUAAUUUCCCAUCCCACUGUCCUGACCAGCUCCUUUCCCAGAACCAGAUAUUCGUGUUUUUUAAAAAACCAAACAAACUGUGGUGACAUGUUUAAUUUGGCCCUUUGUCAUUCCUGUCCGGAAUGUACAAAUCUUGCAACUUACCUUAAUAGCUCAAUUUACUUAGUUAUCAACUUAAUUAUGUACAUACUUGCUCUGCUUGUUGAUGCAGCCCAUGGCAAGUUAUAAAAGGGCCUAUAGGUAGCUAAAGAAGGUAAAAGGUAAGGACCCCUGGGCAGUGAAGCCCAGUCAAACUUGACUAUGGGGUUGCGGCACUCAUCUCGCUUCAGGCCGAGAUGACAGACAGCUUUUCUGGGUCAUGGGGCCAGCAUGGCUAAACCGCUUCUGGUGCAACAGAACACCGUGACGGAAACCAGAGCGCACAGAAAGCCAUUUACCUAUCUACUCACGCUGGCGUGCUUUUGAACUGCUAGGUUGGCAGGAGCUGGGACAGAGCAACAAGAGCUCACCCCAUUGUGUGUAUUCGAACCGCCAACCUUCUGAUCAGCAAGCCCAAGAGGCUCAGUGGUUUAGACCACAGCACCACCCACAUCCCUAUAAAAGGAACCACAGAGCCUAGGGCUUGCCAAUCAGAAGGUUGGCAGUUCGAAUCCCCGAGAUGGGGUGAGCCCCAUUGCUCGGUCCCAGCUCCUGCCAACCUAGCAGUUUGAAAGUACAUCAAAGUGCAAGUAGAUAAAUAGGCAGGAAGGUAAACGGUGUUUCCGUGCACUGCUCUGGUUCGCCAGAAGUGGCUUAGUCAUGCUGGCCCGGAAGCUGUACACUGGCUCCCUCGACCAAUAAAGCGAGAUGAGCACCGCAAGCCCAGAGUCGUCCGCAACUGGACCCAAUGGUCAGGGGUCCCUUUACCUUUAAGCACAGGGGUGAAUAACAAUCAAGGCUGUAAUCCUCAACACAAGUAUGAAUCUUCCAUUCCAUUGAAAUCCAUGAAUUGCAGCCUAAGGGUUGAAGUGCUAUUUUGUGACGUGUGCUGUCUUCUUUUGGGGGUGGGGUGGGGGGCUGGGGAGGCAGAAUCCAGAAGGAACUUAACUGCUUACUCGCUUGCAAUUGCCAUAGUACUCAUCUGCCAGAGUGAGCAAAAAAAGUAUUUUUGGAACAUGGCUGUGGCUGAAAAGGUGUGGAUUUUGUUUCGGGGGAUUUCUGUGCCCCUAUCUGGCUUUGUUAAUUUGUUUUAAUUGCUUGUCUCCCGUAGCGUUUUUAAAUGCUAUAAAGAAUCAUUGCAAUGUUGAUGUGUGCCGAAUGGAAUAUUUCAACUGGGGCUUAUUUUACAUUGCUACAAAGAGGAUAUGUUAAGCAAGCAUGGCCAGUCUUGGCCCUCCAGAUGUUUUGGAACUACAGCUCCCAUCAUCCCUAGCUAACAGGACCAGUGGUCAGGGAUGGUGGGAAUUGUAGUCCCAAAACAUCUGGAGGGCCAAGUCUGGCCAUGCCUGUGUCAAAGCAAACGGGAAGUUAUCAUUAUUCUGGUUUUGUACAGAUUGAAAGUGCGGCUGAAAGAGUGAAGGGCAAUGGUCAGAUUGAAAGGUCGAUGCUUAUUGACAGCACAGUAGGAAACGACACAUUUUUUGUAGUGACGUGGCUGGCAAAGGAACCCAAUAUCGUUCUUCGUGGCCCUAGAGGAAAACACUUUACAAAUGGGGAAUUUGAUGUCAAUCCACUUUUCCGCACAGCUCGUCUGCAGAUUCCGGGGAUUGCUGAGGUAACAGUGAAUUGUCCUUCAGUUGUUUCUAUCGGGGACUUGCCUUUGGAUGGAAAAAUAAUACGAAUCAAUCUGGCUAACCUGAUUCAUAAAUACACACUCACACCCUGCUCACACAUGAAAACAAUUCUCACUACAGCCAACCAAAGACAACCAACCACACCUUAAGCCACACCCAACUUCUCUCACCACCAAGGAAAUACGUCAGGUGAAUAAGAAGAGAACCCACGCAAGUAACGCUGACACAAUCCCUCACACACACUAAGUAGAAUAAUAGAAGCAUAACAACCCCACCCCACCCCACUUGCCACACCCCCUUCAACUCCCUUUCCCCCUUUUCCUUUCCCCCUUCUUCUUUCAAAUUGUUUAAACCAAUUCGUGAACCAAGAAAGUUCAUCUUGACCACUAAUAAUGAAACAUCUGUUCUAGAUAUUUCCCCACAUUUAUUAUGCUAUUUUUGUGAUAUACAAGUGGCAUGAGAAAACUUGGUGUACUUAUUUCUACAGCGUUAUUCUUGUUUAUAAACCCCCCCCCAAAAAAAAUCUAUUUAGGCUGAACGCUUUUGAGCAUAUAAAUUUGUUUUUCAGGCUGGGGAUUGGACAUACUUACUCACUAACUCUCAUGGGCUCCCUGAAGUCCUCACAAUGACUGUGACCUCGCGAGCCGUAAAGUCUGACGUGUCUACCAUCACCGUGAGAACCCACACAAAUAAAGAUACAAACGCCUACCCAAGUCCAAUGAUUGUGUAUGCACAGGUUAAUCAAGGCUUCUCUCCCAUUCUUGGUGCAAAUGUGACUGCCAUUAUUGAGCCAGAGAGUGGAGAUCCAAUUAUCUUGGACCUUUUUGACAAUGGUGCAGGUAACAUAUGUUUUUAUAAGUUUAUUUUUUUAGCUGAUGAAUGGAUCACUCUGCUUCAAGUCAGAUUCCGGUCCUGUUUGCACAUCAAUUAAAAAAAAAAUCCAGAGAAAAAAUGUGUGUUUAAGUUGGAAAAUGUGUAUUUUAUUGGCAAAGAAAUGCACUUUAUUCUAAAACACAUAUUUUAAACACAUUGGGGUAAGGUUUUUGACUGAGAAUUACAUAGAAAAAUUUGGAGAAGGGCAAAAUAUGAAUGACAGUUAUAAUCCAAUUUGUCCAGAAGGUAUAAAGGGAAAAUCAAUUGUAUAUGAGUUGAAUGGCAAUGGAAUACAAUGGGGUAUGAAGUGAGAAGUGUGUCCCAUAAGGCUUGCCGUCAAGUAAAUAUGUAUAGAAUUGCAGGCUUAGUGGUACUUUUCACCAUUACUUAAACAAUAUUAUAUUUUAGGGAAUUUUUAAUGGGGUGGCAGAAACUGGCUGAUUCAAGCACAGACUAAGAGGAUUUUUCCAAAGCAGAUUAAACACUUUUUGUGUUUGUAUUUCCUCGCUGCUGCAGGUGCAGAUACGAUAAAAAACGAUGGUGUGUAUUCUAAAUACCUCUUUUCUUUCGCGAGAAAUGGAAGAUAUAGCUUGAAAGUCCACGUCCAGAGGGACAACCAGACAAUUAGCCCAUACCCUGCAACGCUUUGGAGUCCUGCAAUGUAUAUUCCUGGUUACAUAACAAAUGGUAAGGCUUUGGGAUGUCAGUCGUCAAGCCGUGCUCUUGUGCACUUGUUUACCUCCAUGGACUUGAACAGAAGGUGUUCUUAGUGUAUUACAGCAAGAAGAAGCACUACUUUGCACAAGCACCGCUGUGGAAAUAUUUGGGAGACAACUAUGUCAUGGCCUCUUUGAAUUAUCCUCAUAAUCAUGUGGAAAACUCUCACCAGGCUGUACCUCAUGGAAAGCUGAAUCUAGUUUUAAAAAAACUUGUCAACACGCAGAUCCAAGCAGUUUACAUGAAUGGUUCAUUGGGAUGAAAUAUUUCUAGAUGCAUACGUCCUAGAAACAUUCAGCCUCCAUAGUGUGUUUUGUAGCUUCAUUGUGCUGAGCUCUACUUUCUGCCCAACCCAGUUAUCCUCUCUGAAGGAUGCUGAAGCCUGUUAAGGUCUCAGAUAGGAUAUUUUUCUUUCCUUCCACUUCUUUCCCCCCCAUUUGGCACCCUCAGCAUUCUGUGGCCAAAUUGCCCUCAUCAUUCUGUAGAGGUCAUUGGGCAUAGGUCCUUGUGAUGGGAAGAUGAGCUGCUUGUGCGUAAAAAUCGUAUUCCCUCAGAGUUUGUUCAAGUCCACAAACCUCUGUCUGUGACUGAGCCCCUCUGACAUGGCUCCUCUAGUCACUAGAAGAUUCCGACAGUGGUUGCUUUCGUAAUCGCUUCCAACAUAAAAGCUCCUUAACGGAAACACGUCUUCUGGACUCUCUGCGUGACAGUUUCCGGCGAGGAGUGGGUGUCCCUACAGGAGGUCCGGAAACCUCACCACUGUUUUCGCUGGAAGUAUCUCUGAGCCAUCCCCCAGCUCCCUUUCCCUCAGUUCAGCUUCUCUCCCCUGCUGGUUUCCUCUUCAGCUGCUGAGUCUCUUCCAACCUGUCUGAGCCCUUUCACCUCCCUCAGUUCAGCUUCUCUCCCCUUGCUGGUUCCCUCUUCAGCUGCUGAGUCUCUUCCAACCUGUCUGAGUCCUUUCACCUCCCUUCCUUCCGAUGGCAGUUCCCUGACAUCCACCUCCCCUCCAGGGCCCCCUUCACCCCCUCUCGCACCCUCCUCUACGGGCGGUGAGGAGGCAAAACCCCGGAAUGAACUUCCUUCAUCUUCCGAUGUCUCGAACACUUCUCUCCACCUGUUGCGGUUCCUGGUCUCGAAGCACUCCUCCUCCUCCGAGUCCAUCUCCCCUUCCCCUUCCGAUUCUGGGAAUCCUUCCAACUCCUCCUCCUCCUCAGUGGUCCCAAAGUAUUCCCUCCGGAACCUCUCCACAGGCUGAGGUUUCCUCGGGAACCUUUGAUGGAACGUUUCUAUCAAUACCUCGUCAUUGAUAUCUUCGGCCAUUACCCACGUGUUUUCUGACUCCGGUUCUCCUUCCCACGCUACCAAAUACUCCACCUGAUUCCCCUUCCACCUGGCAUCAAGGAUUUCUGCCACAUGACUGCUGCAUUCUCUUUCUUCUAUGACCGGUCCCGAGUGGCCAUCCCUUCUCGUCCCCCCUCGUACGGUGACAGUAACGACCUGUGAAAUACUGGGUGCAGUUUCAUGUGGUUGGGUAACCGGAGCCUGAAAGCCACUGGGUUGACCUGUUGAAUGACCUCAAAGGGACCCAACCUCCUGGGUCUUAAUUUCUUACAACCUCCUUUGAACGGCAACCCUCGGGUUGACAGCCACACCCUAUCUCCAACCCUUAUGGUUUCACCUUCCCUUCGGUUCUUGUCUGCCUGCCUCUUGUAUUCUUCCUUCGCCCUUUCUAAGUUGAGUUGAAGCUGACGGUGGAUUGCUUCCAUUUCUUCUACAAAAUGCUCGGCUGCCGGUACGCUCCAUCUCUCCCCUUCUCCCCCUGGGAAAGCCCUGGGAUGACACCCAUAAUUAGCCAAGAAGGGGCUCAUCCCUGUGGACACAUUCUCGGCAUUGUUGUAGGCAAAUUCCGCCAGCGCCAACUUUUCUACCCAGUCAUUCUCUCUGUCAUUGACAUAACACCUCAGGUAUUGCUGGAGGACACCGUUUGCUCUUUCCGCCUGCCCGUUGGUUUCAGGGUGCCGGGCAGUCGAAAGUUGACCUCCACCUGCAGUAAGCUCAUGAGCUUCCUCCAGAACCUGGAAGUAAAUUGUUUUCCUCGGUCUGAGACCACCCUCAAUGGCACCCCGUGCAACCUAAAAAUGUGUUCUACAAAUAACUUCGCUGUCUCUUCCGCCGUGACUGCAUGCGAGCAAGCUACAAAGUGGCCCAUCUUUGUUAGUAGGUCUACCACCACCAUGAUGGCUGUUUUCCCUUUGGACUUCGGCAGAUCAGUCAUAAAAUCUAUCGACACUGCCUCCCAAGGUCGUUCUGGUGUUGGUAAGGGUUCUAAUAGCCCCGCCGGCGCCCGCCUUUCCCCUUUGGCUCGCUGGCACUGCUCGCACCCUCUUACAUACUCACGUACAUCCUCCCUCACCUUAGGCCACCAAAAUUCCCUGGUGACCAACCACAUGGUUUUGUGUUGCCCAAAAUGCCCGCCGUGGGGCUGUCAUGCAACUGCUUGAGUACCCUCCCCUUAAGUCUCCUUCAGGGAUAUACAGUGCCCCUUUGUAAUACAAAGCUCCAUUUCUUUCCUCGAAACCCCUUGAUUCCUCUCCCUCAUCCCUAAGACCUCUGAGCUUAUUCUGGGCGUAUUCAUCAUUCUCUGUUUCUUCUACCAGUUCUCUUUGUCCCACCAAUGCCGCCCCACACACCCAGCGGUCCUCUGGAAUGACAUGUCUCUCUUCGGGUGCUCCCUCCCCCCUCCAAAUAUUCAGGUUUGCGUGAGAGAGCGUCCGCCCUAAUGUUCUCUGGGCCUGGCACGUAACAAAUCUCAAAGUUAAAUUUGGAGAAUUCCUGGGCCCACCUCACUUGCCGUUGGUUGAGCACUCGUGCCGUCCUCCAAUACUCUAGGUUCUUGUGGUCAGUGCACACUUGCACCUUAUGUUGUGCGCCAAUUAGCAGGUGCCUCCAUCUCCGGAACGCCUCAUGAAUGGCUAGUAGUUCUCGGUCAUACACCGUGUAGUUCCUCUCGGAUUUGUUCAGCUUUCGCGAAAAAAGGCACACGGUCUCCACUCUGACUCCUCCUUCCCUGGCUGGAGAAGCACCGCCCCAACCGCUCUGUCUGAUGCGUCAGUUUCCACUCUCAUCGGUUUUGUAAAUCCACAUGCAGGAGCUGUUGUUCCGAGGCGAAGGCCCUUUUUAGUUCCUCAAAUGCUUGCUCCGCCUCCUCCGUCCAAACGAACUUCUUCUUACUGCUGAGACAGUCCGUAAUGGGCGCCGUCAGGUGGGCAAAGUUUGGGAUGAACUUACGAUAGAAGUUCCCAAAUCCUAAAAACCUCUGCACAUCCUUCCUUGUUUUGGGUGUUUUCCAUUCCAGUACCGCCUGGACCUUGCCGGGAUCCAUGGCCAACCCCUUGUCAGACAGGCGAUACCCCAGGAAUUCCACCUCCUUGGUAUGAAACUGACACUUCUCCAGUUUCACCCACAGCUGGUUGGCUUGCAGCCUGCUCAACACUUCUCUGACGUCUCUCACAUGCUGCUCCUCAUUCUCAGAAUACACCAACACGUCGUCUAAGGGGCAGACUCUGGCAAAGUGCCCUGGCUGUUGGCAGAGAUAGCAUUUCCGGGCGCCUUUUCCCUCCUUUUUCCCCCCUCGCUGGGCUUUGAAGCUGCGCGCGCGCGUACUGUUCCCAUUUCCAUCGGCUCUGCCGACGCGGAAAGAGAUGGCUCUGGAAUGUCUGGAAUGCUGGGACUCCUUCCCAGCGUUCCCCUUUCCCUUCCCGCCUCUCCAAUGCUCUCGCCUCCUGGCGCUCCUAUAGCCGGCGCUGAUUUGGUCAGCUGGUCCAUGGGCCUCCGCCCUGGGCGCCGAAGGAAAGUUCAUCUUUCACAGCCGGAAGAAAGCCCUUCUUCAAAGAGCAUUUAUGAAUGGGUUCCGCCGCGAUAAGUCCCACCCCCAGUCUGUGUAGCAAGCCAUGAGUGAACUCAGUCCAGUACCUUUCAAGACUUAGGUUUCUAGCAGCUUUUAAAAUAAAAAUUGAAAUUGCAAGCACAUAUAUUGCUACAUGAAGGGACGCGGGUGGCGCUGUGGGUUAAACCACAGAGCCUAGGACUUGCUGAUCAGAAGGUUGGCGGUUUGAAUCCCAGCGACGGGGUGAGCUCCCGUUGCUCGUUCCCUGCUCCUGCCAACCUAGCAAUUUGAAAGCACGUCAAAGUGCAAGUAGAUAAAUAGGUACCGCUCCGGCGGGAAGGUAAACGGCAUUUCCGUGCUCUGCUCUGGUUCACCAGAAGCGGCUUAGUCAUGCUGGCCACAUGACCCGGAAGCUGUACGCCGGCUCCCUCGGCUAGUAAAGUGAGAUGAGCGCUGCAACCCCAGAGUCGGUCACGACUGGACCUAAUGGUCAGGGGUCCCUUUACCUUUUAUAUUGUUACAUACUUGGUGAGUCUCCAUAAUAUAAAGAAGCCCAUACCUUCUGUGUUGGGGUAGCCCCAUUUUACUUCUAAGUGGAUAGGCAUCGGAAGAACCAAACUCAGUAUUAGAAGGAAUGGAGAUGAUUAAUGCUGCUAUUAGCUAGCAAGGGCUUUCCAGGGAUAGAGCCACGGGCAUCACAAUGGCUAACCUGGCUGGGGCAGGGUAGCAGCAAGGUCAGGAUUGUGUGGUUACAUCAGAGGGACCAUCAGUGGCCCUCUGAACCAAUCCAGCACUCCCCUCUAUUGCAGCCGCGAGGUCUCAGCCUCACACCAGCCCUGCAGCAGCAAAACCAGUGCUCUAACCCACCAUAUACCAUGUUACUGGGCAUCCCCAAAGCUGUUACCUUAGACGGAACCUGGGUGUUUCUUUAUGGAAAACACGGGUACUACCAAUGAGAUAGGGACCUAUUACUGUCAGGUUGUUUAUUUCCUUUUUGGCCUACUUGCCCCAAAGUCCAUUAGUCGCUAGUUCGUUGGAAGCAUGCUCAGCUGGUCUUUAGCUCUCUUUUGUGUAUUUGUUUAUGUUGGUGUGGCAUAGGUACAAUCCAGAUGAAUGCACCAAGGCCAUUGAUGAAUAGUGAAGAUACACACAUCAGCUCUGGGGGCUUCAGCAGAAUAGCUGCUGGGAGUGCUUUCACCAUAUCUGGAGUUCCCACUGGCCCCUAUAAGGAUGUGUUCCCACCAUGCAAAAUUACUGAUUUGGAUGCCAGAACAGAAGAGGACAAAAUUGUUUUAACCUGGACAGCUCCAGGGGAUGACUUUGACCAGGGACAAGGUAGGUUCAGUGUUUCUUAUUUUCUUUGCUAAUGAAAACUGUUUAAAAGUAGGGUGUUUUUAAAAAACCAACAACCCCAAAAAAACAACCACCAGUGUUUCCCAAACUUGGGUCUCCAGCUGUUUUUGGACUACAACUCCUAUCACCCAUAGCUAGCAAGACCAGUGGUCAAGGAUGAUGGGAACUGUAGUCCGAACACAGCUGGAGACCCAAGUUUGGGAAACCCUGUUUUAAACUACGUUGAUAAAAUCUGCAAGCAAAUCCAUAUUGGAUGUGCACUGAGCUUUGGAUAUAUAUACUUUUGAGACCCAUAAAUAUAAGUAAAACAGAAUUCCAAUUCAAAAUGACCCUCUGCACAUCUCUGCUGUAACUUGGACUCUGGAAAUCCUAUUUGUAGAGGGAAACCGGAAACCAAAAAAUUCCUUCCUUGUUUGUUCCUUCUUAAAUAUCAUCAUAGCAAGUAUUGGUGGUGAUCCUCUCUUAGUUAAACCUGCUCUUUACUGCAGUAGUUUUGCCCCAGUAGUCUCAGUUUGUGGAUCAGUUGCUCUGCAUGCUUUUAUACACUUGUCCAGUUCUGCUGCCCAUGGAUAACAGAGAUAUCUUGUGUGCUUUUGGCAGAGAAGAACAGUUAGAAUCAUAGAACCAUAGAGUUGGAAGGGACCCUGAUGAUCAUCUAGUCCAGGGGUAGGCAACCUAAGGCCCGUGGGCCCAAUGUGGCCCAAUCGCCUUCUCAAUCCGGCCCACAGACACUCCAGGGAUCGGCGUGUUUUCACAUGACUUGAAUGUGUCCUUUUAUUUAAAAUGCAUCUCUGGGUUAUUUGUGGGGCAUAGGAAUUCGUUCAUUUUUUUCCUUCAAAAUAUAGUCCAGCCCCCCACAAGGUCUGAGGGACGGUGGACUGGCCCACAGCUGAAAAAGGUUGCUGACCCCUGAUCUAGUCCCACCCCCUGCAAUGCAGGAAUAUGCAACUGUUCCGUACGGGGAUCAAACCUGCAACCUUGACAUUAUCAGCACCAUGCUCCAACCAACUGAGCUAUCCAGAUAGGAAUGCCUUGCUGAUGUAGCCAGAAUGGCUCUAUCUAUGUACAAGAAGGGAGAUAUCAACAGGCUUGAGAAAACCCCAAUAUUUGCAGAUUAUUAUUAUUAUUAUUUUUUAAAAAAUAUUUUUUGGGGAAACCCCAAAACAAACUUUUAAGGACUGGGUAUGCCAACAGUUUGUGGGGGCUCCAGAGUGAAAGAGGGUAGCAGCACAUUGCACAGUAUAAUGUUUUGUUGCAGGGCCCACUUGCCCGCAUGUUAAUUCAGAUGCAAAUUUGUAUUUGCCUCUGAGUGCUGACAAUGAUAAAAAUGCCCUUGGUGCCCUAUUGUGUCCUUAGACUGAAACCAUUGUUUUUUGCUAAUUAUAUCCUGUUUCGUAGUAUUGUCUGCUUAUUUUGGUUGACCGAGGCUGCAAUUCUGUUGGCAGUUUCUUAUAAACAGGCAAUAGCUUGGGGUGAAAAGUGUUGAAUCCUGUUACUUCCAGGCAACUGCAGGAAAAAAACCAACACUUUAUAGCCUUUUGUUAUCUUGGUUUUUUUUUCCAGCUGCAAGAUAUGAAGUGAGAAUAAGCCAAAGUUCUCUGGAAUUGAGGGAAGAAUUUGAAAACGCUGUACCCAUAAAUACCUCCAGCUUGGCACCUCAGCCUGCAGGUUCCAAGGAAAUGUUUGUGUUUAAACCAGAAGCCUCGGCAAACGUCACCCUAAUUUACAUGGGCAUCCGCACAGUGGAUAAGUCUUUCUUGUACUCUGACCUCUCCAACAUAGCUCAAGCACUUAUUAUUCCUGGGAAGGGUACUCACAUCGCUCCUGCCAAGUACGGUGCCUUAGCAGUCGUUCUGACAACAUGUGGGCUGCUGUUAUUGGUUGCUUCUUGCCUUAUUGUAAGCACCAUUCUAUGGACUUCGAAGAAAAAGAAAAAAGUAGCAAUUGAUGAAGCCAUACUAUCACAUUCAGAUUCAGCAUUGGCAGUUUAGGCGUUUUCUUCUUUUGAAGUUUAGUCGUUGUUUAGUCGUGUCCGACUCUUCGUGACCCCAUGGACCAGAGCACGCCAGGCACUCCUGUCUUCCACUGCCUCCCGCAUUUUGGUCAAACUCAUGUUCGUAGCUUCGAGAACACUGUCCAGCCAUCUCGUCCUCUGUCGUCCCCUUCUCCUUGUGUCCUCCAUCUUUCCCAACAUCAGGGUCUUUUCCAGGGAGUCUUCUCUUCUCAUGAGGUGGCCAAAGUAUUGAAGCCUCAGCUUCAGGAUCUGUCCUUCCAGUGAGCACUCAGGGCUGAUUUCCUUAAGAAUGGAGAGGUUUGAUCUUCUUGCAGUCCAUGGGACUCUCAAGAGUCUCCUCCAGCACCAUAAUUCAAAAGCAUCAAUUCUUCGGCAAUCAGCCUUCUUUAUGGUCCAGCUCUCACUUCCAUACAUCACUCCUGGGAAAACCAUAGCUUUAACUAUACAAAUAUAACAUAACCAGGAAAGAGAUCUUGGGAUUAUGGUGGGUCGCUCGAUGAAAACAUUGACCCAGUGUGUGGCAGCAGUGGGGGGAAAGGAGAAAUCUAUGUUUAGUGAUAAUUAGGGACCGAAAUGAGUGCUCAUGCCUGCCUUUGUGGGCGCCCUUUGCAGGACCGCAUGCAGCACCUCGGGCCACGUGGGACCCACCAGCUAGUUGGGCUGGCCUCCCUCCCUGUGUUAGUCAUUGGAGGUUCCUGCCAAACCUCAGCCAAUCAGUUCCACAGGGAGGUGGAGCCAGUUGCUUAAAUAGGAGGCGGAGCCAGCAGCAACCAUGCGGUUGGCUCCAGAGCUUCAGGGUCCCCUCUUAAAGGGGUUUGUAAAAUGGGAGUGACUGGCUAUACACUGAAAGGUUGUCAGUGAACUCCCCUGCGUUGCAGGGAUAUGGGGUGGUCUGCCUGCGUACACAAGCAUCUUGCUGUACACCCUCCCAUGUCCCAUUCACCCCAGGAGGAGUCCCAGUUCCUCUGGCUGGGGGGCUGGGAGGGAUACACGCCCAAUGCCUAAGCCAAUGUCUUCCUACAUCUGAAAGGUUUAAUAAAGUUGUGGCCAAUUUUUAAUUCCAUAAAAACGUUGUCACAAGUCAUUAUUCCUUCUGGUGGUCUCUUGGGGCUGGGGGGGG
This is a messenger RNA of Podarcis lilfordi (Lilford's wall lizard), 28498 nucleotides long. The record is from the annotation of a GenBank genome assembly. Lineage: Eukaryota; Metazoa; Chordata; Lepidosauria; Squamata; Lacertidae.